AGGCUUUACAGAAAGAAAAAAAAAAAGGAAAAGAAAAGGGAGUCCAACCCCGUUGAAGAUUUCCUGUUCCAUGAAAAGUUUACUGCACAUCCUCAGUGUGUGCGAGUGUCUGUGUUUGAGAGAGAGAGGGAGAGAGAGACGUAGGCUAUAGGCAAGUUGAGCUUCUGCUGAGGCGCAACAGGCGGGCCGAAAGAAAGAGACUCUCGUUUGGGGUGUUAACGGUGACUUUAGCCGAAGCAUAAGUCACUUCAUGAGAAGGACGGCGGGGUUUGGUCCGCGUCUAAAUGGCGCUACUUCGGUUUUCCGCUUUUUGGUAUGGAACGAUACUCUGUCUUAGCAUACUUUCAGACAACUUGGAGGCGACCCCAGGCUUGCUGAAGCAGAGUCAGCUGUGUAAGUUCUGUGACGUUCGGCCAACCAACUGCACCGGCGUCGGCCGGUGUGAGGCGGGCUGCGAGAUCAGCUCUACCUGCGCUCACACCAGUGAAGUCUGUGUCACUAUCUGGAGGAAGAAGGAUGACAACGUCACCAUGGAUACGAUAUGCCACAACCCGGCCUUGAGGCUGCAUGGGCUGUUGCUGGACGACUACAACAACACCAAGUGUGAGAUGAAGGAGCGGAAAGGCAUGGGCUACAAGUUUUUCAUCUGCUCCUGCACUUAUGAAGAGUGCAAUGAACACAUCUAUUUCUCCCCGUUCUCAGACCUGCUGGAGCAGGUGGUGUCGGUGAUCCUGGUGAGCCUCGUGCCCCUGCUGGUGCUGGCCGUCCUGGUGGUAACCUCUUUCUACAUCUACCGGGUGUACCGCCAGCGGCACGCCCGGCCCUUACGCAAGAGGGGCCAGCCGCUGCACUACCACGACGAGCACGCCAACAUGAUGGACGACGAGGGCUCGGACAGCAGCUCCACGCACGCCAACAACCUCAACCACAACACGGAGCUGCUGCCCAUCGAGCUGGACGCCCAGGUGGGCAAGGGCCGCUUCGCCGAGGUCUACCGGGCCAAGCUGAAGCAGGGCACCGUGGUGGUGGGCGGCGUCGGCGGGGUCACGGGCACGGAGCAGGCCUUUGAGACGGUGGCCGUCAAGAUCUUCCAGGACGAGGAGUACGCCUCGUGGAAGAACGAGAAGGACAUCUUCUCGGAUGCCGACCUGCGGCACGAGAACGUGCUGCACUUCCUGACGGCGGAGGAGCGCAAGGUGCACAAGCAGUACUGGCUGAUCACGGCGUACCACCCGCGCGGCAGCCUCCAGGAGCACCUCAUCCACCACGUCGUCAGCUGGCGGGACCUGUGGACGCUGGGCGGCUCGCUGGCCCGAGGCAUCGCCCACCUCCACAGCGACCGCACGCCCUGCGGACGCUACAAGGUGCCCAUCGUGCACCGGGACAUCAAGAGCUCCAACGUGCUGGUCAAGGGUGACCUCACCUGCGUCCUGUGCGACUUUGGCCUCGGGCUGCGCCUGGACAACUCCCUGUCGGUGGACGAGCUGGCCAACAGCGGGCAGGUGGGCACCGCCAGGUACAUGGCUCCAGAGGUGCUGGAGUCCAGGAUCAACCUGGAGAACAUCGAGUCCUUCAAGCAGACGGACGUCUACUCCAUGGCCCUGGUCCUGUGGGAGAUCACGUCCAGGUGCAGUGCUAUCGGAGAGGUGAAGGAGUAUGAGCCCCCUUUUGGCAAGGUGAGAGAGCACCCGUGUGUGGAGAGCAUGAAGGACAGUGUGCUCAGAGACAGAGGCCGGCCUGAGAUCCCCAACACCUGGAUCAACCACCCGGGCAUCCAGACGGUGUGCGCCAGUAUCGACGAGUGCUGGGACCACGACCCGGAGGCGCGGCUGACGGCACACUGCGUGGCCGAGCGCUUCAACGAGAUGGAGCACCUGGACAAGCUGUCCAACCACUCAGACGAGAUCCAGUACAGCGAGCCCUGAGCCAGGUCUCUGUCUGAGUGUGUGAGUGAGUGCGCAGUGGAUUGAGAAGCACUCUAGACUGCAACAUCGCGCCCUGUUGGUGACGCCGGAGACCUACAACCAGAGGGGGAAGAAACAGAAAAACAUUCCAGUGGAUGUUUUGUUUACUCUGGGCGUCUCCCCGAAAUGCGUGCGGUGGACAGAGCGGCGAAUGGAAAGAAGCUGUCGGUUUAGGUCCAGCCGAGGCGCAAGUUACUUCAAAGUGCAGUUGCUCCGAGGCCAGGGGAAAUACAGUAUAAAGCUUUAAGAAAUACCUCUUGCACUUUAUUAUUAUCUAUGCAAACCAAAUGUUGUAUAUUCAGAAAGCAAUUAUUGCUUAGGGCAACCAUAGGAAACAGAGGGACUAAGUUUGUGUAUUAUUAAGUAUGAUAAAUAUAUAACUAUGCUUUUCAUAAUAGAGCUUACGGAUGGAACGGGAGCAAAUAGGACAUGUUUAUAUCUAGAUUUUCUAUCGCAAGCAAGGAUUAUGUCGGUGACAGGGUCACACACUAAUCUUCCUUGCCUUUCCGUGUAUUGGACUUUGUGUGUGUGCGUGUGUGUGUGUGUGUGUGUGUGUGUGUGUGUGUGUGUGUGUGUGUGUGUGUGUGUGUGUGGAUUUUUGUGUGGGGUUGUGGGUUUCAUUGUUUUUUUUCAUUGCCACUGAAAGGGGCGGAAAGGUGAACGACCAACAGGGCAACCAAAGCCUCGAAGUGCGGAAACAUCCGCUCACGUCUCCGCACACAUUAACCGCGAAUGACCCUGAGCUUUGUAAUAAAACCUCAUCCAAAGCAAUAAACCAAGUGGAAAACUGAUAUCAUAUCCCUGUUGAACUGUACAAAAAUAAUACAAGAUAAUUUAUGACACAAGCUGGCUCUGGGCAGUCAAAGGAAGCCUGUUUAAUGGUCUGGAGAGGAUAACAGCAACAGAAUGAGGACAAAAGGACUGGAUGCACAUUAAGUAACCACAUCAUUUCUGCCACAGCCUGGACUUCUUAAUAGACCUUAUUUUUGCACAAAAAGAGAAAAUCCUUUUUGAUCUUUUUCUCAUUACAAGACUUCAAUGAAGCCUGUUUGCUUGCCAUGUUUGCCACCCUUUAUUAAAAGACUUCCAGUAUUCUGUC
Gadus macrocephalus (Pacific cod) is the source of this 3063-nucleotide messenger RNA. RefSeq names its product TGF-beta receptor type-2-like. The record is from RefSeq and is a predicted model, not a curated record. The coding region runs from base 285 to 1925 and encodes 546 amino acids. Gene Ontology annotation, biological process: transforming growth factor beta receptor signaling pathway; protein phosphorylation; cellular response to growth factor stimulus. Lineage: Eukaryota; Metazoa; Chordata; Actinopteri; Gadiformes; Gadidae. The transcript has 7 exons. Gene Ontology annotation, molecular function: SMAD binding; ATP binding; transforming growth factor beta binding. Gene Ontology annotation, cellular component: plasma membrane; signaling receptor complex.